This is a messenger RNA of Ananas comosus (pineapple), 962 nucleotides long. Its product is annotated as NDR1/HIN1-like protein 13. The transcript has a single exon. Bases 83 to 925 code for a protein of 280 amino acids. The record is from RefSeq and is a predicted model, not a curated record. Gene Ontology annotation, cellular component: plasma membrane. Lineage: Eukaryota; Viridiplantae; Streptophyta; Magnoliopsida; Poales; Bromeliaceae.
CCCUCAUGCAAACUCCACCACCUCUCUCUCCUCCUCCUUUCUCUCUCAUCCCCCUUCCCUCCUCCUCUCUCCUGCUUCCGCCAUGGCGGAGCGGGUCCCACCGGCCUCUCCUCCGCCCGGGCCCCACUCCUCCUCCCUCCUCUCCCCAUCCUCUCGCACCGUCUCCUUCACCACCAUCGUCCAACAGGAUCCCAAAGCCGACCCGAAUCCGAACCCGAAUUCGUACCCGAACCCUGCCAUUGCUGCCGCCGCCGCCGCCACCGAGACCUACAUUGUCCAAGUGCCCAAGGACCAAAUCUACCGCGUCCCCCCGCCGGAGAACGCCUACCUCGUUGAGCACUACCGCAAGCAGCUCAGCAGCCGCAGGCGCCGCCGCUGCCCCUGCUUCUCCUUCCUCAAGUGGCUCCUCAUCGCUGCGCUCGUCCUUGCGGUCACAUUCGCCAUCUCCGCCAUUGCGUUCUUUGCCGUGGUUCACCCCGGUGCCCCAAAAUUCACUGUGGACCGGGUCUUCGUCGAGAACCCGAAGAAGCCGGCGUACGACGUGGCCAUGCACGCUGCAAACCCAAGCGCGAGGAUGGGGAUCGUGUACGAGGGAGGCGGUAAGGCCACUCUCUCUCACCGGGGGGUGAACGUAGCUGGCGGGACGACACCGGGAUUCCAACAGGGGGCGCAGAACACGACACGGUUCAGGCUCGUGCUAUCGGGCUCACAUGCGGCGCCACCGAAGGAGAUUGAGCGUGGAUUGAAGGGGUCCAAAGAGGUGGUGUCUCUCACGUUAACGGUCGAAUUCAAAGUCAGGGCCAAAAUUAGCGGGAUUGAGAUAGGGGGGAUGAGCGUGGGAGUCACGUGCGACGUGAAGGUGCAUGGAUUGGUGAAGGACGUGAGAAUAGCCUCGCAAGCGUGCAAGACCAAUUUCCGUACGUGAGAAAUUAUAAUUGGUUAAUUACUUAUUAUGGAACCAA